This is a messenger RNA of Solanum dulcamara, 3549 nucleotides long. RefSeq names its product NAD kinase 2, chloroplastic-like. Bases 260 to 3283 code for a protein of 1007 amino acids. Gene Ontology annotation, molecular function: NAD+ kinase activity. The transcript has 8 exons. The record is from RefSeq and is a predicted model, not a curated record. Gene Ontology annotation, biological process: NADP+ biosynthetic process; NAD+ metabolic process. NCBI's taxonomy places the organism in Eukaryota, Viridiplantae, Streptophyta, Magnoliopsida, Solanales, Solanaceae.
AAUUAGAAUUUAUUAUUCUAAUUCACAUAUAAGUAGGAACUCCAAAUCUGGGAAUUGUUAAAAUGAUCUUUUUUUGUUGUUGACAGAAGCAACAAUAUAAGAAUUUUCCACUUCAAGAAAUAGAUGAACUUUGAAUCUUGAAAUUCAAGUUUAGACUAUACCCAGAUGCGAGAAAUCAAAAUUAGUGAUUUAUUUUAGUGAUCAUUCUGAUAAAGAAUUGGAGUGUAAUUGUUAUUUGAGUUUUCCCCCGAAUGGUGGUAUGGCAGCCUAUUGUCCAUGCCAGUUUAGUAUGGGUCGGACUGGGGCAAUCCAUCUUCAAGAUUGUCACCUAAGAUGUGGAAAGAUUUCAAGGUUCGGAAUUGGGUUUUCAUAUUCAUAUGGGUCUGUGUUGCGAAGGAAGCUCAAAUGGGUUGAAAGGCCAAGACUGAAGCUUCUUGUCAGUGCUGAGCUCUCCAAUGCUUUCUCUGUUAACGUUGGCUUGGAUUCUCAGCCCCGUGGUAUAUCAAAGUUACCCUGGAUUGGCCCUCUACCUGGCGACAUUGCUGAGAUAGAGGCAUAUUGCAGAAUCUUUCGAGCUGCUGAACAACUUCAUAACACAUUAAUGGACACACUAUGCAAUCCAGUGACUGGAGAAUGUAGUAUCUCAUAUGAUGUGCCCUCAGAAGAUAAACAUUUACUGGAGGACAAAAUAGUUUCUGUUCUAGGAUGCAUGGUAUGUCUUCUAAACAAAGGGAGGGCGGAUGUUCUAUCUGGGAGAUCCUUGAUCAUCAACACAUGUAGUGAUUUUGAUGUGCAUGUAAUGGAUGAUAAGCUUCCUCCACUAGCUUUUUUCAGAGGUGAAAUGAAGAGGUAUUGUGAGAGCUUGCAUGUUGCUCUUGAAAACUUUUUAACACCUGAUGAUCCUAGGAGCAUUGAUGUAUGGAGAAAGCUGCAAAGGCUGAAGAAUGUAUGUUAUGAUUCUGGAUUUCCCCAUGGAGAUGAUCAUCCCUGCCAUACAUUGUUUGCUAACUGGGAUCCUGUUUAUUUUUCAUCGGAAGAAGAGACACAGUCUGCAAAUUCUGAGGUUGCUUUUUGGAGAGGUGGCCAGGUAACUGAAGAAGGUCUAAGAUGGCUGUUGGAGAGAGGGUUCAAAACUAUUAUAGAUCUCAGAGCUGAGACUAUAAAGGACAACUUCUAUGAAAAAGUUCUGGAUGAAGCCAUUUUCUCAGGAGAUAUUGAAGUUCUUAAACUUCCUGUUGAAGUUGGCACAACACCUUCAGUGCAGCAGGUUGAGAAGUUUGCAGCAAUGGUCUCUGAUGUAUACCGAAGACCCAUAUAUCUCCACAGCAGGGAAGGAGUUUGGAGGACAUCAGUUAUGGUCUCUAGAUGGAGACAAUACAUGACUCGUUACACACCAAAGUUUGUGCCCAAUGCCAAUAAGGAUGUCACCUCCAGUGGGAAUCCAUUGUGUGGUAGUAGUAGAACGCAGGACGAAGGCACUCUACCUAACUCAGAAGAAAAUGAUACUCUUACUUAUGCAGGUGUUUCUGCAACUGAUCAUGAAAAUGGGACGCUGCCUACAAGAUCAAACAACAUAACUUCUGCUGGGAAACUACUUAGACAAAUUCCUGAAGCUAGGGAGAACAAAUACCUAAACAAGAGUGUAGCUGAUGAUACUGUUGCAUCCACUUGGAAAGGCACAUUGCUUGCAGCUGAUAGUGGGGUAGCAUCCUGUACUAAUGAAAACCCUCUUAAGUCUCAACUGCCCCCCUCUAAUUUGUUCUCCCGAAAUGAGAUGUCUACAUAUUUCAGGAGUAGGAAGGUUUCACCGGCGAUAUAUUUCACUCAAGAAAAGAAAAGAUUGGAAAUACCUAAAGGGAAUGAAAUCAUAGACAGUUAUGCUGGGGACAGAGCUAUAGAGUUUCAAAAUCCAAAUGGGUCAUCUAGCAAUAUGCAUUUACCAAUGAAAUCUUCAAAUUCCUCUGCGAAUACAAAAAAGUAUGGGACCCAUAAUGGUUGUGCAGCUCCAAUUUUGAAUGGAUCCAACAACAGUAAAAUACAUACUUCUGUUAAAAAUAGUGAUUCUAUUGAUGCAACUAGUGAGUUGGAUACUAAUGAUGUGUUCUCAGCCACAUCCACAGAAAGGAGGAACAUUGAGGCCCCCAGACCUUCAGUUGAUGCUAACAUGGAGCUGUUUGAAGGAAAUAUGUGCGCGUCCACAACUGGUGUGGUAAGAGUGCAGUCCAGAAAGAAGGCAGAGAUGUUCUUGGUUCGAACGGACGGGUUUUUGUGCAACAGAGAAAAGGUAACAGAAUCUUCCUUGGCCUUCACUCAUCCUAGCACCCAGCAGCAGAUGCUUUUAUGGAAAUCCACGCCUAAGACCGUUCUCCUUCUAAAGAAGCUGGGACAAGAACUCUUGGAAGAAGCCAAAGAGGUUGCUUUUUUCUUGUAUUACCAAGAGAAAAUGAAUGUUCUUGUUGAACCGGAGGUGCAUGAUAUAUUUGCUCGAAUUCCAGGCUUCGGCUUCGUUCAGACCUUUGACAGUCAAGAUACCAGUGAUCUUCAUGAAAGGGUUGAUUUUGUUGCCUGCCUAGGAGGAGAUGGAGUUAUACUCCAUGCUUCUAAAUUAUUUCGAGGUGCUAUCCCACCUGUUGUGUCAUUUAAUCUAGGAUCCCUUGGAUUUCUCACUUCCCAUACAUUCGAGGAUUAUAAGAAGGAUCUAAGACAAGUCAUUCAUGGGAACAGAACUCUGGAUGGUGUCUAUAUAACUCUACGAAUGCGUCUUCGAUGUGAAAUAUUCAGAAAUGGGAAGGCAAUGCCUGGAAAGGUGUUCGAUGUCCUAAAUGAAGUUGUAGUUGAUCGUGGUUCUAAUCCGUAUCUCUCCAAAAUUGAGUGUUAUGAACACGACCGCCUCAUUACAAAGGUGCAAGCUGAUGGGGUCAUAGUAGCCACACCAACUGGAAGUACAGCUUAUUCCACGGCUGCUGGAGGUUCCAUGGUGCACCCAAAUGUUCCUUGCAUGCUCUUCACACCAAUCUGCCCACACUCGCUCUCAUUCAGACCUGUCAUUCUUCCAGACUCUGCAAGGCUGGAAUUAAAGAUUCCAGAGGAUGCACGCAACAAUGCUUGGGUCUCCUUUGAUGGGAAGAGACGACAACAACUGUCUAGAGGAGAUUCUAUUCGAAUAUGUAUGAGCCAGCAUCCGCUUCCUACAGUCAAUAAGUGUGACCAAACAGGCGAUUGGUUUGGUAGCUUGAUCCGUUGCCUGAAUUGGAACGAAAGACUAGACCAGAAAGCACUCUGAAGCUAACUUCAACUAUUUGUCAUCACAUUUAUGUUUAAAAAAAAUGUACAGUCAUAUUAGAACAACUGAAUUGCAGAAGAUCCACUUAACAGAGUAGAAAAUCCUUUUUUCCCCUACGGAGUUUAUGGACCUCUUUGAUAGAAGUGUGGCAGCUUCCUUCUGUUAAAGCGUUGAUCACCUGUUUUACAUUGGGCAGAUAAUGCCUUAUUGCAUCAUGAAAUACUUUUUUCUUGAGGCUCUAUUUAUUAAAUGGAAAUGUUGAUUCA